AUGAGAGUUUCUUAUUUUAUAUUUUUAUUAUUUUUCUGUUAUACUGAACCCCAAGGAUUUGUUCCUCCUGGAUUCUCGAAUAGCCUAUAUAAUUUCCUAAACAUCCCGCCAACCCUCUUCACCAAAAUCUCUUCAAAAUGCUCACAAGACUUUGGGUUAUUCUUGAAAUCGUUGAUAGCCUCUGCGAACAUUUUAGAGACAUGCAACAACGGUUGUCAGGAACGUCUCAAAGAUCACAGUUUUGCUUUGAAACAGCUCGACGCAUUUGGGAAAAUCCCAUCUGGAAUUACACAAUGGACUACAAUAUCCGAUGGGAGUUAUCAGGCUUGUAAUGAGGCAGACGGAGAGAAAUAUUCAACAAAUUAUUGCUAUCUGGUAUUGAUACCAGGGACGAACUCUACCUGUCCUAAUAUGUCCAACUUGUCGCAGAAAAUGACAGACACCUCCAACAUACUCUAUAGACUGGCGGUAUGUAUACCAAAAGCAUGCAGUUCAAGUGAUGUGGCUACAAUUUUCAACGCAGUCUCCCCUCUACCUUUCACAGCUUGCCAAACAUUUUGUGUCAAGAAACAUCAGAAUACAAGCGUUUGGUCCUGGCUUUUCCUUAUAUUCAUGACUGUCAUGGUUACUGUAACAACUAUUGGAACCGUCCUAGACUACUAUUUUGUGGACACCGACGACAAAGAUAUCCGAUUCAGAAUCCUUUGCUGUUUUUCUUUGUACUCCAAUUUCAAAACUAUUCUAUCUACUGAAUCUGUUGAAGGAAACAGUCGACUCAAAUCGGUAGAUUUUCUGAAAUUUUGGUCAGUGGUAUGGGUUAUCGUUGGACAUUCUCCUGUCAACUUUUUGAUGGGAGACACUGCUAAGAAGCUGGUCGAAUCUAGAAAAGAGCUCUUGACACAUUUCAUGCUCGACGCAUACUAUUCUGUAGACACAUUUUUCGUAAUUUCUGGAACAUUGUUGGGAUAUGGAAUGUGGAAGAACUCCAACUGCUUUCAGUUGGCGCGUUCUAGAACGUUUUGGAUCAAGCUCCUAGCUAGACGCUACAUACGUUUGAUGCCACCGGUGAUGGUCUUUAUUGGUGUAUUUGUGUUCAGCGCUCGGUUUAUUAGAGGGCCAACUAUUAUUUCUCUUUUUGAUAACAUGGAUAAGCAAACCGAGAAGUGUGCGGAUACAUGGUGGUUCAACUUGUUCAUGAUUCAAAACUUUUGGAGACCCUCUGAAAAUUGUUACGGAAUAUCUUGGUAUGUGGCUGCAGACUUUCAGUGUUUUGUCAUAGCCCCGCUCAUUGUGAUACCAUGGAUGAAGUCACAAAAACAAGGGAUGAGAUACUCCAUCAUCAUUUUUGUUGUUAGUGUACUCGCUACGUUCUACACAUUCAUUCGUCAUGGUCUACCUCCUUUCAACUAUGUCUUGAAAGGAAUGGAAGAGUACCUGACCUACGCCCACCAGAGUAGUUUUCUGAGGAUCCCUAAUUUUAUAUUUGGCAUCGUACUUGGAAAAGUUUUGGCAACUUAUAGCACUCCUGCGUCGCUUGCUUACAACAACAGUGGAAAAUUUUGGAUGCUCUGUUUCGCUUCGAUUUUUCUUUGCUUCUAUGGAAAACUUCAAGCUGUUGCAAAUAUUGGGGAGCCUGAAAUGAUGCCGAUGAUCUCCGUGGCUCAUCAUAUUUUUCAUAGGACACUGUGGACAUUUUCUAUUGUCUGGGUUAUCUACGCAUGUCAAAAUGACCUUUCACGGUGUUUUGCUACUUUUAUAAAUCACCGGUUCUGGCAACCAUUUGGAAGACUGACCUACUGUAUUUACAUCAUUCAUUGGUGGAUGCUAUACGUGGUGUUGAACCAAUCGGAUCGCAAAUUGCAUUUUGUGUCGCAAGGUCAAAUGUUGCUGACUGUAACCAUCCCUACUGUCGUUCUUUGCAUUCCAGUUGCUUUAUUGUGGAGUUCCGUUUUUGAAGUGCCGAUUGGAAGACUGGAGAAACUGUACUUUCUAUGA
Caenorhabditis remanei is the source of this 1995-nucleotide messenger RNA. RefSeq lists its product as uncharacterized. Gene Ontology annotation, molecular function: acyltransferase activity, transferring groups other than amino-acyl groups. The transcript has 9 exons. Lineage: Eukaryota; Metazoa; Nematoda; Chromadorea; Rhabditida; Rhabditidae. The coding region runs from base 1 to 1995 and encodes 664 amino acids. The record is from RefSeq and is a predicted model, not a curated record.